Nerophis ophidion (straightnose pipefish) is the source of this 5015-nucleotide messenger RNA. It is a transcript of the gene xpo1b, whose product is annotated as exportin 1 (CRM1 homolog, yeast) b. Gene Ontology annotation, biological process: ribosomal small subunit export from nucleus; protein export from nucleus; ribosomal large subunit export from nucleus. The record is from RefSeq and is a predicted model, not a curated record. Bases 809 to 4033 code for a protein of 1074 amino acids. The transcript has 25 exons. Lineage: Eukaryota; Metazoa; Chordata; Actinopteri; Syngnathiformes; Syngnathidae. Gene Ontology annotation, cellular component: nucleus; cytoplasm. Gene Ontology annotation, molecular function: nuclear export signal receptor activity; small GTPase binding.
AAAGCGGCAGCGGGCUUGCAAGAGGGGGGAAAAAAACGUGCUGCUUUUUGUAUUAUGUCAAGUCUGGAAAUAACUACGAGCGCGUGUGGAUAAAUAUAUUUAUUAGUAUCACUUUUUACGUUUCGGCGCUUGGGCAAUAUGGACGAGAACAUACGUGAAAGAAAGUAACAGUGCUCGAUGACGGCAUUAAAUAUGUAUUUGAAGUUGUUGUGUUCCAAUAGACGAGUCACGAAGAAUCCAUUCUACAUAGGAGUCUGCCCUCUUUUUUCUCUCCGGGCGGAGUGGUCGCGUGGGCGCUUGAGCCAAUUGAAAGAGAUAGGCAGCUGCGUUGUCCAAUGAGAGCGCGUGAGGGAAUUGUCCGCCAAAGUGGUAGCCAAUCAGAGCGGCGCGGGGGGCGGAACUCCGGUCCAAACUUUCCGCGGCGCCAUGGGCUGAAAACUAAACCGAGAUGGAAUCUCCCAGUCUGAACCGGUUUCAACCGGUUGCGAGUGAGUUGCUUGAGAGAGGAAAGGAGGUGCAGGCACACAACCUCCAAACCGCCCUGGUGGAAAUUGGAUAAGAGUAACGAUUUUGUCAGCUUUGUGGUAACGUUUGCGUUCGGAAAAAAUGUCUCGGAGUGACAUAUAUCUGGCUUUGCCGUGAUUGUAGUUUUGGAAUCCGCAUCAGUGUGCUCCUGCCGGGCAGACAUCCCUUAGUGCUGGAGUGGACGUCGGAAAGCUUCUCUAAUCAAGUGUGGAGUGCUCACUAAAUCUAGUACAGUCUUUGGGGUCAACACUUUUCAAUCAACGCCCCGGACUUCGAGAGCUCUAUGCCAGCAAUUAUGACAAUGUUAGCAGACCAUGCAGCACAGCAGCUGCUGGACUUCAACCAGAAACUGGAUAUUAACCUGCUGGAUAAUGUGGUGAACUGUCUAUAUCAUGGGGUGGGACCACAGCAAAGAAUGGCACAAGAAGUGUUGACACACCUGAAAGAACAUCCUGAUGCUUGGACAAGAGUGGAUACCAUCCUGGAGUUUUCUCAAAACAUGAACACAAAAUACUAUGCCCUUCAGAUCUUGGAAACCGUUAUCAAAACAAGAUGGAAGAUUCUUCCUAGGAAUCAAUGUGAAGGAAUAAAAAAGUAUGUUGUUGGUCUCAUUAUUAAGACGUCAUCAGAUGCUGCCAAUGUGGAGAAAGAAAAAGUGUACAUUGGAAAACUGAAUAUGAUUCUAGUUCAGAUCUUGAAGCAGGAGUGGCCCAAGCACUGGCCCACGUUCAUCAGUGACAUCGUGGGAGCGAGUCGAACCAGUGAGAGUCUUUGUCAGAACAACAUGAUAAUUCUGAAAUUGCUCAGUGAGGAAGUUUUUGACUUCUCCAGUGGUCAGAUGACCCAGGUCAAAGCCAAACAUCUAAAAGACAGUAUGUGCAAUGAAUUCUCCCAAAUCUUCCAGCUGUGCCAGUUUGUUAUGGAAAAUUCGCAGAAUGCACCCCUUGUCCACGCUACUUUGGAAACUCUAUUACGUUUCCUCAACUGGAUUCCUUUAGGCUACAUCUUUGAAACCAAACUGAUCAGCACACUGGUGUAUAAGUUCCUCAAUGUCCCAAUGUUUCGCAAUGUGACACUGAAGUGUUUGACAGAGAUUGCUGGAGUAAGUGUUAGCCAGUACGAGGAGCAGUUCGUCACACUUUUCACUCUGACAAUGUGUCAGCUCAAGCAGAUGCUUCCUCUGAACACUAACAUCCGGCUGGCCUAUGCCAACGGGAAAGAUGAUGAGCAGAACUUCAUCCAGAACCUCAGUCUGUUCCUCUGUACUUUCCUCAAAGAGCAUGGGCAGCUCAUUGAGAAGCGGCUCAACCUAAGAGAAACUUUAAUGGAGGCCCUUCAUUAUAUGCUGCUGGUGUCAGAAGUGGAGGAGACUGAGAUUUUCAAAAUUUGUCUGGAGUAUUGGAACCACCUUGCUGCUGAGCUCUACAGAGAAAGUCCCUUCUCAACAUCCACUUCCCCGCUUCUCUCUGGCAACCAGCACUUUGAUGUUCCACCUCGCAGGCAGCUUUACCUGCCUGUACUCUCUAAGGUGCGUCUGCUGAUGGUAAGCCGAAUGGCCAAACCAGAGGAAGUCCUGGUGGUGGAGAAUGACCAAGGGGAGGUUGUCAGAGAGUUCAUGAAGGACACCGAUUCAAUAAAUCUCUACAAGAACAUGAGAGAAACACUUGUGUACUUGACUCACUUGGACUAUGCAGACACAGAGCGCAUAAUGACAGAGAAGCUUCACAACCAGGUAAAUGGUACAGAGUGGUCGUGGAAAAACCUCAACACACUAUGUUGGGCCAUUGGCUCCAUCAGUGGGGCGAUGCAUGAAGAGGAUGAAAAGAGGUUCCUGGUCACAGUCAUUAAGGAUCUACUGGGUCUCUGUGAGCAAAAGAGGGGAAAGGACAACAAGGCCAUUAUAGCCUCCAACAUCAUGUACAUUGUAGGCCAGUAUCCUCGCUUUCUCAGAGCCCACUGGAAGUUCCUCAAAACGGUGGUCAACAAACUAUUUGAGUUCAUGCAUGAGACUCAUGAUGGAGUUCAAGACAUGGCUUGUGAUACAUUCAUCAAGAUCGCCCAGAAGUGCCGGCGUCACUUCAUCCAGGUGCAGGUGGGAGAAGUGAUGCCCUUCAUUGAUGAGAUUCUGAACAACAUCAAUACCAUCAUUUGUGACCUUCAGCCACAGCAGGUGCACACGUUCUAUGAGGCGGUAGGUUAUAUGAUUGGGGCACAGACAGACCAAGCUGUACAGGAGCAUCUGAUUGAGAAGUACAUGUUGCUGCCUAAUCAAGUGUGGGACAGUAUCAUCCAGCAGGCCACCAAGAAUGUAGACAUUUUGAAGGACCCAGAGACCGUGAAACAACUGGGCAGCAUCCUAAAGACAAACGUCAGAGCCUGUAAGGCUGUGGGACAUCCAUUUGUCAUUCAACUGGGAAGGAUUUACCUCGAUAUGCUCAAUGUGUACAAGUGCCUCAGCGAGAACAUAUCUGCUGCCAUUCAGACAAAUGGUAUGGGAGGAGAGAUGGUGACCAAGCAGCCUCUGAUCAGGAGCAUGAGGACUGUGAAACGAGAGACCUUAAAACUGAUCUCAGGCUGGGUCAGCAGAUCCAACGAUCCACAGAUGGUGGGUGAGAACUUUGUACCCCCGCUGUUGGACGCCGUCCUCAUUGACUAUCAACGGAAUGUCCCAGCUGCCCGGGAGCCUGAGGUUCUCAGCACCAUGGCAACCAUCGUCAACAAGCUGGGGGGACACAUCACGAGUGAGAUACCCCAAAUCUUUGACGCCGUCUUCGAGUGCACUCUAAACAUGAUCAACAAGAACUUUGAGGAGUAUCCUGAGCACAGAACCCACUUCUUCUAUCUACUGCAAGCUGUCAACUCACACUGCUUCCCUGCAUUCCUCGCCAUCCCCCCCGCACAAUUCAAACUGGUGCUGGACUCCAUCAUUUGGGCCUUCAAGCACACCAUGAGGAAUGUUGCCGACACUGGUCUGCAGAUUCUCUACACGAUGCUGCAGAACGUGGCCCAAGAGGAAGCAGCAGCUCAAAGCUUCUACCAAACGUAUUUCUGCGACAUCCUGCAGCACAUCUUCUCUGUGGUCACUGACACGUCUCACACCGCAGGUCUCACCAUGCACGCUUCCAUCCUGGCCUACAUGUUCAACUUGGUGGAGGAGGGCAAGAUCACCACAGCACUAAACCCCGCCUCCCCUGCCAACAACCAGGUGUUCAUUCAGGAAUACGUGGCCAACUUGCUGAAGACUGCCUUCCCUCACCUGCAGGACGCUCAAGUUAAGGUGUUUGUGACCGGCUUGUUCAGCCUAAACCAGGACAUUCCUGCCUUCAAGGAGCACCUUCGGGACUUUCUCGUCCAGAUUAAGGAGUUCGCCGGCGAGGACACCUCUGACCUUUUCCUGGAGGAGCGGGAAGCAUCGCUUCGUCAGGCUCAGGAGGAGAAACACAAAAUCCAAAUGUCAGUCCCUGGCAUCCUCAACCCACACGAGAUCCCAGAGGAGAUGUGUGACUGAGGCUCCAUGGAAGUGUACAGGACACACCGAACAACAAACCACGGCAAACACAACCCAAGAAAGGCACUCGAGUGUGAUGGACAGCUCCGCCCCCUCAGCGGAGACAAUUGUAAAUGAUUCAAUGUGGCCCUUUUGCAUCACGUACCUUUUGUACUCAGACUUUUUCUCCAGUAUGUUUCCAAAAGUUGCUUUUUGUCAUGAUGAGGACACUUUAACCAUCUUGUCUUUGUGUUCCUUCAGUCUCCCUUACAUUUGUUGAUAUAUAAAUAUUAUAUAUUCGCACGGUCCGGGCAGGGUUGGCAUUAAGUCUGAGUCAGGCUUGUAUCGUGGCGGUGAGGUUUUCGGUGGGAGAAUGUGAAUCUAACGGCUAUUGAAUGAAGGUUUGGGGAAAUGCUAAGUUGAUGAGUCAGUGUUUUUUCAUGGUUUGUGUGUAACCUGAGUAAGUUUCAACACUUUUUGUAAGGAAAGUAAACUUGUGCAUAUCAUCCCAAUUGUAUAGCAUCUUUAAUACCAUGGGAACAUUUUUUCCUCUUAUUCUAUUGUUUCUUUGGUGUGUGCGUGUGUGCGUGCGUGUGUAUACUGUCGCAUAGUCGACAUCAGGCUUUUGUUUUCCUCUAAGAGGAUUGUUGCUCACUUGUGAGCCUCCAUUAAUGGGACAUUGAAAGGAGGUUGUCGGAAGUAUUUAUGGCUUUUUGGUUGCAUCUUUCUAACGCCUCAGAUGGCUUUCAACAUGUUGAACUUCCAUACAGGACAGGACACUAUUCCUACUUAACAAAUGGCAAACAAAACAAACCGGGUUUACAUUCAAUUUUGUAUUUUUCAUUCCUAUGUUUUGAGUUCUGAGCAAAUAAAACCAUACAGCAAAUCCAUCUUAGAGUACUUUAAUUAGGCUACAGAAUGUAUACAAGUACCCAGUCUCACUUCUCAAGGUGUUACAAUUUUUGUGAACUUUUUGAACUGAUUAAAAUUGAGAAUUUUACAA